AUGGCGGAUUCAUCAAGUGCUGCUGCGGCCACAGGCGCCAGCAAGCCCACCGCGGCUCCGAAGCCGCCAAACCCAGUGUUCGCAAUGAUGGGCAUGCCCAACUUUCGCUUCAAAUUGCCCUCCCGCAACUGGAUGAUCUUUCUCACAAUCACUGGAUCAUUCACGGGUGCCCUCAUCUAUGACCGUCGCCAGAAACGCCGUGCGCAACAAAAAUGGUCGGAGCUCGUGGCUCACCUUGCGAACGAUCCCCUACCCAUUGACCAGAUGCGCCGCAAGAUGACUGUCUACCUAGCUGCACCACCUGGGGAUGGCCUGCGCGUGGCCCGGGACCAUUUCAAGGAAUAUGUCAAGCCGAUCCUGGUCGCCGCCGCGUUGGACUACACGGUGAUCGAAGGACGGCGAGAGGGAGACGUGCGAGCCAGCAUGGCGGAGAACAUUCGCAAGCAGCGCCGCAAGGCCGGUGAACCAAGCUCAGCUGCCGAGGAAACUGGUGUCGAGGCAAUUGUUGCCGAGACGCGCGAACGCAUCGGUAUCUCCGAUGAACCCGGCCCCAAGGGUGAUCUCGUGAUUGGCAGACAUACCUGGAAGGAAUACAUCCGCGGAUUGCACGAGGGCUGGCUUGGACCGCUGGACGCACCACCUCCACCCCCUGCCCCGGCUCCCGACGAGAUCCCGGAGACAGUUGAGGGCAUCGACGCGGACGUUCCCGCCGAGACUGCCGAGGCCGACAAGGAGAGCUCCGAAACCAAGACGGAUGCCGAGAAGGAAGAAAAACCCAAGCCCGCCGGUCCUACGCCCGCAUACAUCGCUCCCACCGACUACUCGUCCGCUAGCCUACCCCCUACCCUCCCCCACUCCUUCGACAGCUCCAUUCCCGUCGAAUUCCCUCACAUUCUCGGCUUCCUCAAGACCCCAAUCCGAAUCUACCGCUUCCUCACACAGCGGCACCUCGCCGAUAGCGUCGGCCGCGACGUUGCUGCAAUUGUUCUCGCAGCAAAUGCCCGGCCAUACAGCGACGAUGUUCUCAACCCAGACUCCGAGACCACCGGUGCAAGCGUUGACCCUACCCCCACUCCCGACAGCUCAUUCGCCGACCUCCCAUCUCGCAAUUUCGAGCAACAGACCGUCCUAGAGGCCGCUGAGAAGGAGUGGCACAAAUCCGUGCACAAGCACGAAGAAGGCGAGGGGGAGCGCGUCUGGCUGAACGACAUCGUUCUCGAUCCCCGCAUUGCCUCGCGCAUGCAGCGUGCCGUUCUCUCACCGGAGGAUGAGGCCCGUUCCCAGCGUAUCGCCGAGCAGCAGGAGUACAUCCUUGGCGAAGAACGUCCCGCUCCUGUUCCUUUCUGGAAGCGCAUGUGGAUCGACCAUGGCUACGGCGAGAGCGAGGAGGCCCUGAAGCGCAAGCCGAUUUUGGGUAACAUUGACGGAGAGGAUGGACAGUGA
Molecule: messenger RNA, 1443 nt
Organism: Penicillium canescens
Lineage: Eukaryota; Fungi; Ascomycota; Eurotiomycetes; Eurotiales; Aspergillaceae
Product: Tim22-complex subunit TIM54
Exons: 2
Coding region: 1-1443 (480 amino acids)
Biological process (GO): sphingosine biosynthetic process
Cellular component (GO): cytoplasm; membrane; intracellular membrane-bounded organelle
Source: RefSeq, a predicted model, not a curated record